Molecule: messenger RNA, 1728 nt
Organism: Miscanthus lutarioriparius
Lineage: Eukaryota; Viridiplantae; Streptophyta; Magnoliopsida; Poales; Poaceae
Source: the annotation of a GenBank genome assembly
AUGGCGCCAACCGCCUCCGCCGCCGCCGCCGGCGGAGGCUCCGACGAGGGCGCCAGCGCCCUGCUCGGGCUCCUGCAGCGGGUGCAGUCGGAGGCGCUGCGCGCGCUGGGGCCUCACGACUUCGACCCCAAGUUCUACGUCGACCUGCCGCUGGCGACCGACGAGCGCGCCGCGGACGCCGCCCUUGCUGCGCUGCCGCGCCCGGCGCCGUCGCGAGCGGAGCUAGAUGACUUCCUGUCCCGCUACUUCGGGGACCCCGGGUCCGAUCUCGUGCCGGCCGUCCCGCCCGACUUCCAGGUCGAGCCCCGCGGGUUCCUGCCCCGCGUCCACAGCCCCGAGGCGCGGGCGUGGGCGCUGGAGGUGCACGCGCUGUGGAAGCCCCUGGCGCGGCGGGUGGCGCCCGACGUCGCGGCGCGGCCGGACCGGCACACGCUGCUGCCGCUGCCCGGCGGGGUCGUCGUGCCGGGCUCCAGGUUCCGGGAGGUAUACUACUGGGACUCCUACUGGGUCGUCAGGGGACUGCUGGUGAGCAAAAUGUAUGACACGGCAAAGGCUAUUGUGCUUAACCUUGUAUACCUGUUGGAAAAAUAUGGUUUUGUUCCGAAUGGUGCAAGAUCCUAUUACAUUAACCGAAGCCAACCACCACUUUUAAGCUCCAUGGUUUUAGAAGUAUACAGGGCAACUCGUGACGUGGAAUUUGUUAGGAAAGUAUUCCCCUCUCUGCCUAAAGAGCAUAGCUUCUGGAUGUCAGAUAUUCAUAAUGUGGCUAUAGCGGACAAUCAUGGUCAGGUCCAUAAUUUGUCUCGGUAUCAGGCUAGGUGGAACAAACCUAGGCCUGAAAGUGCGACAAUCGAUGAGGAACUGGCUUCGAAGGUUAAUUCUAUGGCUGCUAAGGAAAAACUAUACAGCGAAAUUGCUUCAACGGCAGAAUCAGGAUGGGAUUUUAGCUCUCGAUGGAUGAGGAAUUCUUCUGACAUGACAACAUUGGCAACCACUUGCAUCAUACCUGUGGACUUGAACACAUUCAUAUUUAAGAUGGAGCUGGAUAUUGGUGCCUUGGCUCAACUCGUAGGAGAUAAUGCAACUUCAGAAAAGUUUUUAAAGGCUUCAAGAGCACGUCAUAUUGCAAUUGACUCUAUUUUGUGGAACUCUGAGAUGGAACAGUGGCUUGACUAUUGGCUUCCUGCUGAUGCAGACCGCCAGGGAGUCCACGAAUGGAAGUCUAACUUACAGAACCGCAACAUAUUUGCUUCUAACUUCAUUCCGCUGUGGCUAAAUGCAUACCAUUCCGGAUCGGUAUGCUUUGCUGAUGAGGCAAAAUCGAAGAGAGUCAUGGUGAGCCUCAAGGCAUCUGGAUUACUUCAUGCCGCAGGAAUAGCAACUUCCCUGACAAACACGGGCCAACAAUGGGAUUUCCCAAAUGGAUGGGCCCCACUGCAGCAUCUUAUAGCUGAGGGGCUGUUGCAUUCUGGAUCAGAGGCAAAAAAUUUAGCUGAGGACAUUGCUACGAGGUGGGUGAGAACAAACUAUGCCGCUUACAAAUCGACAGGCGCGAUGCAUGAGAAGUACAAUGUUACCGCUUGUGGAGAAUCCGGAGGCGGUGGUGAAUACAAGCCCCAGACUGGUUUUGGCUGGUCCAAUGGUGUGGUAUUGUCAUUCUUGGAAGAAUUCGGGUGGCCAGAGGACAAGGAAAUAGCCUGCUCAGGCAAAGUGAUCACGACAGGGUGA